Messenger RNA from Physeter macrocephalus (sperm whale), 1539 nucleotides. It is a transcript of the gene GABRB2, whose product is annotated as gamma-aminobutyric acid type A receptor subunit beta2. Bases 1 to 1539 code for a protein of 512 amino acids. NCBI's taxonomy places the organism in Eukaryota, Metazoa, Chordata, Mammalia, Artiodactyla, Physeteridae. Gene Ontology annotation, molecular function: GABA-A receptor activity; extracellular ligand-gated monoatomic ion channel activity; neurotransmitter receptor activity. Gene Ontology annotation, biological process: nervous system process; chemical synaptic transmission; signal transduction. The record is from RefSeq and is a predicted model, not a curated record. The transcript is spliced from 10 exons. Gene Ontology annotation, cellular component: plasma membrane; synapse; GABA-A receptor complex.
AUGUGGAGAGUCCGGAAAAAGGGCUACUUUGGGAUCUGGCCGUUCCCCUUAAUAAUCGCCGCUGUCUGUGCGCAGAGUGUCAAUGACCCUAGUAAUAUGUCGCUGGUUAAAGAGACGGUGGAUAGACUCCUGAAAGGCUAUGAUAUUCGGCUGAGACCAGAUUUUGGAGGUCCCCCCGUGGCUGUGGGAAUGAACAUUGACAUCGCCAGCAUCGAUAUGGUUUCUGAAGUCAAUAUGGAUUAUACCUUGACAAUGUACUUCCAGCAAGCUUGGAGAGAUAAGAGGCUGUCCUAUAAUGUAAUACCUUUAAACUUGACUCUGGACAAUAGAGUGGCAGACCAGCUCUGGGUGCCCGAUACCUACUUCCUGAACGAUAAGAAGUCGUUUGUGCACGGAGUGACUGUCAAGAACCGCAUGAUCCGCCUGCAUCCAGAUGGAACGGUCCUUUACGGCCUCAGAAUCACAACCACAGCUGCCUGCAUGAUGGACCUGAGGCGGUACCCACUGGAUGAACAAAACUGCACCUUGGAAAUUGAAAGCUAUGGAUAUACAACUGAUGACAUUGAGUUUUACUGGCGUGGGGAUGAUAACGCAGUAACAGGAGUAACCAAGAUUGAACUGCCACAGUUCUCUAUUGUAGAUUAUAAACUUAUCACCAAGAAGGUUGUUUUUUCCACAGGUUCCUAUCCCAGGUUGUCCCUCAGCUUUAAGCUUAAGAGAAACAUUGGUUACUUUAUCCUGCAAACAUACAUGCCAUCUAUCUUGAUCACUAUCCUCUCCUGGGUCUCCUUCUGGAUUAAUUAUGAUGCUUCAGCUGCAAGAGUGGCAUUAGGAAUUACAACUGUCCUAACAAUGACCACUAUCAAUACCCACCUCCGGGAAACUCUCCCUAAAAUCCCUUAUGUAAAGGCCAUUGACAUGUACCUGAUGGGGUGCUUUGUCUUUGUUUUCAUGGCCCUUCUGGAAUAUGCUUUGGUCAACUACAUCUUUUUUGGGAGGGGACCUCAACGCCAAAAGAAAGCAGCUGAAAAGGCUGCCAGUGCCAACAAUGAGAAGAUGCGUCUGGAUGUCAACAAGAUUUUUUAUAAAGAUAUUAAACAAAAUGGGACCCAAUAUCGAUCCUUGUGGGACCCAACUGGAAACCUCUCCCCAACUAGACGGACUACCAAUUACGAUUUCUCUCUGUAUACGAUGGACCCCCAUGAGAACAUAUUACUGAGCACUCUUGAGAUAAAAAAUGAAAUGGCCACUUCCGAGGCCGUGCUGGGACUUGGAGACCCCAGGAGCACAAUGCUGGCCUGCGAUGCCUCCAGCAUCCAGUAUCGGAAAGCCGGGUUACCCAGGCAUAGUUUUGGCCGAAAUGCCCUGGAACGGCACGUGGCACAGAAGAAAAGCCGCCUGCGGAGACGCGCCUCCCAACUGAAAAUCACCAUCCCCGACUUGACUGAUGUGAAUGCCAUAGAUCGGUGGUCCCGCAUAUUCUUCCCAGUGGUUUUUUCCUUCUUCAACAUCGUCUAUUGGCUUUACUAUGUGAACUAA